Molecule: messenger RNA, 3571 nt
Organism: Vespa crabro (European hornet)
Lineage: Eukaryota; Metazoa; Arthropoda; Insecta; Hymenoptera; Vespidae
Gene: DNAlig3
Product: DNA ligase 3
Exons: 22
Coding region: 336-3545 (1069 amino acids)
Biological process (GO): lagging strand elongation; DNA biosynthetic process; DNA recombination
Cellular component (GO): DNA ligase III-XRCC1 complex
Molecular function (GO): DNA ligase (ATP) activity; DNA binding; ATP binding
Source: RefSeq, a predicted model, not a curated record
UUAAAAAUAUAAAAUAUGAAAGUAUUUGUUUAAGAAAUAAUUUAAUACAACAAACAAAUCGAUUUAAUAAAAAAAAGAUAUAUGUAUACGCAUACAUAUAUCAUAUAUAUAUAUAUAUAAACACACAAAACGAUAUCCUUUGAUUUCCAUUUUCUAAUUGCAUUUAUCGUAAGUCGACCAAUCGGAUCAUUCUUUAAAAUGAAUGACUUAUCAUGAGUUGGUAACACUGCUUGGAAUUACUCCGUUUAUAGAUAAAGUAGAUGUGGAAAUACAUUGGCAGGUAUAUCAUUUGAAACUUUGUACGUCGUUGGAAAUUAUAUCUACGUCUUUUGAUCAUGGAGGACGAAGAAGACGAAAAACCAUUCGCGAUCGAACGCGCUAAGUCCGCUCGUGCGAAAUGCAAGAAAUGCAAGUGUCCCAUCGAGAAGGAUGCAAUAAGAAUUGCGAAAUUAAUUUCAAAUCCUUUUUCGGAGGGUUCGAAAAUGAAGGCAUGGCAUCAUGUAACCUGCAUUUUCGAUUUAUUCAAGAAACAGAGAGCUACGACCAAGAGAAUCGAAGAUCCUGAGGAGGACAUCAGUGGGUGGGAUAGUCUUCAGGAGGAGGACAAGAAGAUUAUCAUUGAGAAGCUACAAGAGUUUGAACAAUCCUGUCCUUACAAACCAACAAAACCGAAAGCGCCAUUAAAAAGAAAAGAAAAUCCUACGGACGGUCAAUCAACAAAAGUGAAUAAUAAAUUAUCAAAUAAAACCGACGACGAGAUGAAAUCCCCGAUGAGAAAGAAAAUGUCGAAGGAAUUAAGGGGAUCCGUUGAUAAUUCUGAGAGUUGUUCGGAUGAUCGCAAGAUGGACGAUCUCGUGGACUCUAAAAUGGCGUCGAAGGUAAAGAAACCGACGAAGGACGAUCUGUUUCGCGAAUUUCGACGUAUUUGCUCAAAUGUGGCGGAGGUAGACGCUUACAAGGAGAAAACGGCAAUCAUUAGGAAUAUGUUUAUCCAUGGAUCGUCCGGUGACGGAUUUAAAAGCGACAUCGUUCUUUGGUGUAAGCUGCUUUUACCCCAAGCGGCAAAGAGAAUUUACAAUUUGCAAAGUAAACAGCUGAUCAAAUUGUUCUCACGUAUAUUGUUGCAAGACGAAGACUCAAUGUUGGAGGAUCUCGAGCAGGGUGAUAUAGCCGAGACGAUUCGUCUAUUUUUCGAGAGUAGCACGGCCGUUAAAGCCUCGCCGAAGAGUUUGCUCACGAUUCAAGAGGUGGAUCAGUUUCUCGAGUUUUUGUCAAGUUUAACGAAGGAGGACGAACAAAUUCAUCACUUUAAAUCGAUUAUUGAUAGAUGUACCGGAAAUGAUUUGAAAAUGAUUAUAAGGUUGAUAAAGCAUGAUCUUCGAAUAAAUGCUGGUCCUAAGCAUAUUCUUAGCGCCGUUCACGAGGAUGCAUUUAAAGCGUUUCAAGUGUCAAUGAAUUUAGAAACUGUAGUGCAACGAUUUAUGCCAACUACCUCUAUGCCAUCGUCAACUUCAACGAAGGGAACUACUUUAUUGACCUCGCCAGGUGGCACUAAAAUAGCACUCUCUCUUAUGACUCCUGUUUUACCGAUGUUGGCUGAAGCAUGUAAGUCCGUUGAAAUGGCAAUGAAAAAGUGUUCUAACGGGAUGUUCGCUGAAAUUAAAUAUGACGGCGAACGUGUUCAAGUGCAUAAGAGGGAUAAUGAAUUUCGAUACUUUAGUCGAUCUCUUAAACCAGUUAUGGCACAUAAAAUAAAACACUUUAAGGAUUACAUUCCGAAAGCAUUUCCAGAUGGUGAUGAUUUAAUCCUCGAUUCUGAAAUACUUUUGAUCGAUAACAAAACUGGCAAACCAUUGCCAUUUGGAAGUUUAGGCAUUCAUAAGAAAUCAGAAUUUAAGGACGCAAACGUUUGUCUUUUUGUCUUUGAUUGUAUUUAUUACAACGGAGAAGUGCUUAUUAACAAAUCUAUGCAAGAAAGAAGAGAGAUUUUAAAGAAUAGUAUGACUGAAAUACCUAAUAGAAUAAUGCUGUCUGAAUCCCAGGAAGUGCAUAAUCCCAAAGAUUUGGCAGAGAUGAUUGCAAAAGUUUUGAGAUUGGGUCUCGAAGGAUUAGUUCUUAAAGAUAUUAAAAGUAAAUAUGAGCCCGGUAAAAGACAUUGGUUGAAGGUAAAGAAGGAUUAUUUGUUCGGUGGCGCCAUGGCCGAUAGUGCAGAUCUCGUUGUUCUCGGCGCAUGGUAUGGAACUGGUCAAAAAGGAGGAAUGAUGUCAAUUUUUCUUAUGGGUUGUUACGAUCCUGAUACUGAUAAAUGGUUAACUGUGACAAAAGUACAUUCAGGCCAUGACGAUGCUAUGUUAGAAACUCUUCAAAAUAAACUCGAUAUGAUUAAAAUAGGUAAGGAUCCAGCGAAAGUUCCAAAAUGGUUACGAGUUAACAAACCAAUGGUACCAGAUUUCAUUGCAAAAGAUCCAAAGAAACAACCAGUUUGGGAGAUCACCGGAGCAGAAUUUACAGAUCAAGGAGUACAUACUGCGGAUGGAAUUAGCAUUAGGUUUCCGCGAGUAACAAGGAUUCGCAAUGAUAAGGAUUGGUCUACUGCUACGAAUUUGAAGGAACUUCGUGAAUUAUUUAAAAGGAGUUCUGACUCCUUGGACUUUAGUAUUCUCUUGGGAGCCGAUAACAAUGAAAAGAAAGAUCCCGAAGUAGUAGCUUCGACCAGUUCUACAUUAUCGAUUUCCGACGAAGUCGAUACCAAAAGAAAUAUUUCUCCAAAAGGAAUAAAAAUGGAGAAAACAAAUAUCAUGGAUGACGACAAUGGGAAUACAAUAGGAAAAAUUAAAUUCAAAGUUAAGAAAAAAUUUGAAAUUGAUCGGCCAAGUACAAGUAGAAAAGUAAAGAAAGAAAUAGAAAGUUACGAGGAAAAUGUUAUAAUAAAAAAGGAAAUGAAUUUAUUCGAUGUCAGUAAUAAUUCUGAUAUUAAUAUAAAAAAAGAGGACAAUCCAAUCGAGAGUUUAGAAUACGAAGAAUCCAUGAUGAACAAUGAAAUUGAUUCUGAAAGAGAUAAGUCUAUCAAGUAUUACUCUUUCGUUAAUAAAGACUACAUCGAAUACAACGAAAGAGGAAGUCCUUUAAAUUGGAUUGAUGGUCGAAAGCCAGAAAAAGGAUUGCCAUUUGAUGCUCAGCCUUUAUCCGACAAUAUGGAGGAUGUAUUGAGAUCAAAGGGCAUAUUUCAAGAGGUUCGUGUCAGUCUAGCGCGUGACAUAAAAAAAAAGAAACGAAAACGUUUUUACCGAGAACUGAAAACACUGGGAGCGAUUAUCUUGAAAGACUCGGAUCGAUGCAAAUCCACUCACGUGAUUCACGAUCGUAAAGAAAUUCCAUCGACAGUUCUGAGGGAUUUCGAGGACAUACCUAAAAGUGCAAGACACGUUAAUUCAUCGUGGCUGGAAGAAUCGGCUGCAUCAUCGGAAAUGAAAGAUAUUUAUUCGUACGCUGUAACAUUAGUUGCGGAUUAUUGCGACUGUUCUUGCACCUGUUCCUAUGAAUGAUAAGAACGAGCUUCUUCAAUUGAAAA